Drosophila simulans is the source of this 2984-nucleotide messenger RNA. RefSeq names its product ATP-binding cassette sub-family D member 3 (gene Pmp70). Gene Ontology annotation, molecular function: ATP hydrolysis activity; ABC-type transporter activity; ATP binding. The transcript has 9 exons. Gene Ontology annotation, biological process: very long-chain fatty acid catabolic process; long-chain fatty acid import into peroxisome; fatty acid beta-oxidation. Gene Ontology annotation, cellular component: peroxisomal membrane. Bases 462 to 2459 code for a protein of 665 amino acids. The record is from RefSeq and is a predicted model, not a curated record. Lineage: Eukaryota; Metazoa; Arthropoda; Insecta; Diptera; Drosophilidae.
UGCCCCCGCAGCACCGCUGCCCGCACAUUGUCGUGGUAGCCAACACUGGCACAGAUCGAACUACAGUUAGUUGCCUGCUGGCUUUUGCGCGUCGCACGUAUCACUUCGUCAGAUUUCUCGAUUUGGCCGAGCAGAGUAGAGUGUAAUUACCAAACAAAGAAAUGCGCCUGGCUCAAAUUGAAUAAAUAAAAGCGCCCGCCGUGUGUGACAAUCACUUUGCCCACCCCCUUUGGUCAGAAAAGGAGCGCCACUAGCAGCGGAGGAAGAAGCAGCAGCGCCAUCACCACCACCAGUUGUAGUACAGGAAGAAGAAGAAGCAGUUGCCCCGAGAGAGAGAGAGAGGACGAAGCUAAGACAGGGCUGUUCGACAACCAGUGCGAACGCGAAAUUGCGAAUUGUAAAAUUCACAAGGUGCACAAUUCGAAGCCAAACGAGAUCCGUAGCCACAUCGCAAUAGCAGAAUGGCCCCGGCUCUAAGCAAAUUGGCCAACAACCAGAGCGCCAUCGUCGGCGUGGCGGGCAUGACGGCGGCCCUCUGGAUAAUUGCCUACGGAAAGAUGUCCAACAAGAAGCGAAAACCCGGCUAUGAGGACAAGAUCCAGUACACAAUUGCCGAGAAGAAGGAGAAGAAGGCGGGAAAGGCGCACGUUAACUCAGUAUUCUUCAAACAGCUCCGCCAGCUACUCCCCAUCCUCAUUCCCGGCUUUUGGAGCGUGGAGACCGGCCUGCUCUUCCUGGUGGCCGCCGCACUGAUUGGCCGCUCGGUGAGCGACAUCUGGAUGAUCCAGAAUGCGACGGUGGUGGAGAGCACCAUCAUACACAUGAAUCGCACCAAGUUCAAGACGGCGCUGCUCAAAUACCUGACAGCUCUGCCAGCGAUCUCCGUUGUGACCAACGUCCUCAAGUGGAGUUUGGGUGAGCUGAAGCUGAGGUUCCGCACCAACCUCACACACCACCUGUACAGUCAGUACCUAAACGGCUACACGUACUACAAAAUGUCCAACCUGGACAACAGGAUAGCCAACGCCGACCAGCUGCUGACCACGGACAUCGACAAGUUCUGCGAGAGCGCCACGGACCUCUACUCCAACAUCAGCAAGCCCGUGCUGGACAUCUUCAUCUACGUGUACCGCCUGACGGUGAAUCUGGGCGGCAAGACGCCAUCGAUCCUGAUGCUCUACCUGCUCUUCGCCGGCGUCUUCCUGACGCGCCUGCGCCGCCCCACUGGUCGCCUGACCGUCGAGGAGCAGAAGCUGGAGGGCGAGUUCCGCUAUGUGAACAGCCGACUGAUCACCAACUCGGAGGAGGUGGCCUUCUACCAGGGCAACGUGCGCGAGAAGCUCACGCUGCUGGCCAGCUACUCCAAGCUGCGUUCGCAUCUGCGCAAGUUCCUCGAGUUCCGCGUCAGCAUGGGCAUCAUCGACAACAUCAUUGGCAAAUAUUUCGCCUCCAUUGUGGGCUUCUACGCCGUCUCCAUUCCCUUCUUCUCCGAAAACCAUCCGCUGCUGUCCGGCGAGCAUAGCGGCCAGCGCCUGCAGGCCUACUACACCUACGGACGCAUGCUGGUCAAGCUGGCGGAGGCCAUCGGACGCCUGGUGCUCGCUGGACGCGAGAUGUCCCGCCUGGCCGGCUUCACCGCCCGCAUGACCGAGCUAAUUAAGGUUCUGAGCGACCUCAACAAGGGCACCUACGAACGCACCAUGGUGAACGGCAACAACCUGGCGCAAAACGCAGUCGGAUCGGCGUCAAGCAACUUUGGACCAAACAAGGGCAUCAUGUGCUUCGAGGACAACAUCAUCCGCUUCGAAAAGGUGCCACUGGUGACGCCCAACGGCGAUGUCCUGCUGCAGGAGCUGUCUUUUGAAGUGAAGUCUGGCACAAACGUCCUGGUCUGCGGUCCCAACGGCUGUGGCAAGUCCUCCCUGUUCCGCAUCCUCGGUGAGCUGUGGCCGACGUGGGGCGGCAAAGUGACGAAGCCGUCGCGCGGCAAGCUUUUCUACGUACCUCAGAGGCCCUACAUGACGCUGGGAACACUGCGUGACCAGAUCAUUUAUCCACACACGCGCGAUGACAUGCGUCGCCUGGGACACAGCGACGAGGAUCUCAUGCACUACCUGGACAUCGUGCAGCUGACCUACCUGGAGCAGCGCGAGAACGGCCUGGACUCCAUCGAGGACUGGAUCGACGUGUUGUCCGGCGGCGAGAAGCAGCGCAUUGCGAUGGCCCGGCUAUUCUACCACAAGCCGCAGUUCGCCAUUUUGGACGAGUGCACCAGCGCCGUCUCCGUUGAUGUGGAGGGCAAGAUGUACAGCUAUUGCCGCGAGGUGGGCAUCACGCUGUUCACGGUCUCGCACCGCAAGUCGCUGUGGGCGCACCACGACUACUACCUCCAGUUCGACGGCCGGGGCAGCUACGAGUUUGCGACCAUCGAUCAGGAUAAGGACCACUUCGGCUCCUAAAACUAGCAAUUCCCAUUCUUCAAGCCCAAGCCCGAUGAUGAUCAUACCGCUCUGGCUACUCCUCCUCCUCCUCCUCCUCCAUGUGGUGCACUGUAUAUACCGAGAUUGUAUAUAUUGCAAGUUGGAAAUGCUUCCUUGUUUCGAUUGUGAUUGUUUCUUUUGUACGCUAUUCCACACUAUAUUCCGUUUAAUAUAAUUCCUUCGCUGGGAUUUUAGAUGUGUAACUCUGAGAAUCGAGCUGGUGUUAGUGAUGUAAGCGUAAAGUAGUCGGCGCACAGCCACAAGCGAUGGAUGAGCGUUUAGAAAACCCUUUAGUGAAUAACACACCCAUACCUGUAGACCUGCGUACCGCACAAGUCCCAAAUCGCGCAUAGAGAACUUAUAGUAAUUUGUAAAAUACGCUUGGCUUAUUCAAAUGUUUUGUAUUUUUGGUUAAAUUGGAAUUGGAAUGGAACCUUGCACGGCAACAAUGUAUUGCAUUAUACAGUGCAAGACGCAAUAAAUGUAUAUAAAUAUGAAAAAAAA